Molecule: messenger RNA, 1670 nt
Organism: Rubroshorea leprosula
Lineage: Eukaryota; Viridiplantae; Streptophyta; Magnoliopsida; Malvales; Dipterocarpaceae
Source: the annotation of a GenBank genome assembly
CAAAUAUCUUUGUCAAGGUAAUCAUUAAACUACUCGCCAAUUUGCCGACCAUCACCAAAAAUCUUUCUCGACCGCCGUUGCCACAGUGCACUGCACUCUCGCCGCAACCCAACCCCAUGUCCUCCGCCAUACUCUCAACCCCGACACUGGACUCUGAAUCCCAAGCCUUGCUUCAAUCCAUUUGUUCCCAAGGUGGCUAUGCCUAUGCCCGCUUGGCAAUACUUGCUGCCGCCGGUGACCAAUGCGCAGCCGAGGCGGCGUGUGAGAUGGCAUGGGAGCAGCUCCAUUCGGGCCCCUGGCACUCCGUACUCCCCGUUUGGCGGGAUGCAUACUCCAUGGCUUGCCUCUAUGUCGCCAAGUUCUACUUCUCCAAUGGGGAGUUCAGGGAAGCGCUUAGGGCCCUGGACAUGGGCAUCAUCAUGGGCGGCUCCUUGCUUAGGAAGGAUUUAGACUCUGCCAUCCAAGUUGUUUCGGCAGCCAAAGCAAGACAGCAGAAUGGUGAAACUGCUGUUCGGGAUGAUGGUACCAGAAAUUCUGGGUGUCGGAGGCUGCUUUGCCCAGAGGAUUUUGACGAGUCCGAGGUACUUCAGGUUUUACCAGUCAGGUCGUUGUCUUGUAAAAUUGUGGCAAAGAGAUCUGCCCUUUCGUUGGAGGGAUUUCUCCGUGAAUAUUUCCUUUCGGGUUCUCCGGUCAUAAUUACUGAUUGUAUGGCUCACUGGCCAGCCAGGACAAAGUGGAAUGACAUGGAGUACCUUACAAGGGUUGCUGGUGAUCGUACAAUUCCAGUGGAGGUUGGGAAAAACUAUUUAUACCCUGAGUGGAAACAAGAACUUAUUACAUUUUCUCAGUUUCUUGAGAGGAUCCUAUCUAAUGACUGUUCUUCUGCUGUUCGCACAUAUCUUGCACAACAUCAAUUGUUUGAUCAGAUAAAUGAGCUAAGAGAGGACAUUUGUAUUCCUGACUAUUGCUAUGCUGGUGGUGGAGAGAUGAGGUCUCUAAAUGCAUGGUUUGGUCCAGCUGGAACCGUAACACCAUUGCAUCAUGAUCCACACCAUAAUAUACUUGCACAGGUUGUUGGCAAGAAGUAUGUAAGACUAUAUGCUGCUUCAUUAUCUGAGGAGCUUUACCCUUACACCGAAACAAUGCUUAAAAACUCCAGCCAGGUCAAUCUAGACAACAUAGAUGAGGUAGAGUUCCCAAAGGUGAACGACAUAGAAUUCCUAGACUGUAUUUUAGAGGAAGGAGAAAUGCUUUACAUCCCUCCAAAAUGGUGGCACUAUGUCCGAUCCCUAACAAGAAGUUUUUCAGUCAGCUUCUGGUGGAGCAAUUCUAGCAGUCCAACAGCAUCCUGACUCGAUAGCCUAAUUCUUCCAAUGUUCAAUUCUUUUUUUGAAAUAGAACAUGGCAUGACAUCCAAGACUUGUGGCUGAUAAAUUCAUACGCAGACAGAAUGAGAACAGUGACAGCUUAUGUAUAUAUGGAUUUGUCGUAGUAUACUCGUAGGAAAUCCUUAGAAUGUAAGAACUAGACAAUGUUGAGGUGUAUUUUGAUUUUAGAGAUUGAUGUAAUCUGAGAAUUGCUGUUUUAUUUCUCAGAAGAUAUGAAUCCCUUUAUCUAUGAUCAUAAGAGUCAUUUGUCAAGUAACGCUUGCAUAAACUCACCCUUCCUCA